AAUUUCUUUUUCGUUCGUCCUCGUUGUUCUUGCAUGGCUUCAACCUCUUCAUCGUCGCCCUCAUCAUCGUCGAGUGGCGAGCAAGUGCCGACAUUCGCUCUGGCGUCACAGUGCCGCGACAAUGGCACGCCGUUCGUCAUUGAUGGAAGCACAAUGGAAGGCGGCGGACAAGUGCUGCGCAACGGGAUGGGAUUUGCGGCGUUGCAGGGCAUCCCCAUCCAUAUUAAUCACAUUCGCGCCGGGCGAUCCAAGCCGGGACUGCGAGCACAGCACUUGUGUGGCAUCGAGCUUGUCUCAAACAUGGCGCGCGGACACCUCACGAAUGCAAGCAUCAACUCGACGAGCAUUACUUUUGUUCCCGGUGCAAUUGCGGCAGGUCGGUUUGACGCCGACAUUGGCACGGCUGGUGCGACCAUGCUGCUGGUGCAAAUUGCUCUGCCAUGCGCACUCUUUGCGCCAGGGCAAGUUGCAUUGAAGCUGACUGGCGGCACGAAUGCCGAGAUGGCACCUCAGGUCGACUACACCGUUCAGAUCUUUCGGCCUAUUGCACAACGCUUUGGGUUUGCUCUGGAUCUGGAAAUACGUCGAAGGGGGUACUUUCCUCGAGGUGGCGGUGAAAUUGCGCUGACCGUCAAGCCGAUUAAACAACUCAAUGCAGUCACCUUGACUCAGCGAGGCACCGUCACGCGCAUCACAGGACGAGCGUUUGUGGCAGGGACUUUGCAGCGCCGACUCGCGGAAGACAUGGCGGCUGGAGCCAACGAGCUCAUUCGCAAGCACUUUCCCGGCAUUCCUGUCGACAUUGCCAUCGUUCAAGAGCCGCGAGACAUUGCGGCCGGUAACGGAUCGGGUAUUCUUUUGGUGGCCCAUACGAGCCUGAACGGCUGCUUGAUUGGCGCCUCAGCACUGGGUGCUGCUGGUCAGCAACCAAAAGCGCUGGGAAAGGAGGCAGCCACAAGCUUGAUUGCCAAUCUCCAACACGGUGGCUGUGUUGACGAGCACUUGCAAGACCAGCUGAUCAUCUUCAUGGCACUUGCUCACGGCGUUUCCAAAAUCAAGACGGGGCCGCUGACCAUGCACACUGAAACGGCAAUCCACUUUGCCAGGCAGUUGACGUCCGCCCUGUUCACCGUUACCCCGGUUCCUGCAGCAGAAAAAGAGUUCCCAGAGGAGACCACCUUUUAUAUCGAGUGUGUUGGCUCGCGGCACGUAAAUGCAGGGCUGUUUGAUUGAGCGCAGAUGCACUCCUUGCUUGAGGAUUCAAGCACCAAACAAUCAACAUCAAAUGAAACCAAAACAAUAAAACCAAACAAAGACAAAACGGACAAACAACCUUUUUUGUUUUUGGAAAAAUUAC
Molecule: messenger RNA, 1357 nt
Organism: Capsaspora owczarzaki ATCC 30864
Lineage: Eukaryota; Filasterea; Ministeriida; Capsasporidae
Product: RNA 3'-phosphate cyclase
Exons: 6
Coding region: 34-1233 (399 amino acids)
Biological process (GO): RNA processing
Cellular component (GO): nucleus
Molecular function (GO): RNA-3'-phosphate cyclase activity
Source: RefSeq, a predicted model, not a curated record